Molecule: messenger RNA, 3271 nt
Organism: Eptesicus fuscus (big brown bat)
Lineage: Eukaryota; Metazoa; Chordata; Mammalia; Chiroptera; Vespertilionidae
Gene: BMPER
Product: BMP binding endothelial regulator
Exons: 15
Coding region: 1-2058 (685 amino acids)
Molecular function (GO): protein binding
Source: RefSeq, a predicted model, not a curated record
AUGCUCUGGUUCUCCGCCGUCAGGGCUCUGGCUGAGCGUCCCCGCCGGCGCUCGCCCGGGAUUACCUGCUGCGUCUUGCUGCUGCUCAAUUGCUCGGGGGUCCCCAUGUCUCUGGCUUCCUCCUUCUUGACAGGUUCUGUUGCAAAAUGUGAAAAUGAAGGUGAAGUCCUCCAGAUCCCGUUUAUCACGGACAACCCCUGUAUAAUGUGCGUCUGCUUGAACAAGGAAGUGACCUGCAAGCGGGAGACGUGCCCGGUGCUGUCCAGGGACUGCGCCCUCGCCGUCAAGCAGAGGGGAGCCUGCUGCGAGCGCUGCAAAGGUUGCACCUAUGAAGGAAACACCUAUAACAGCUCCUUCAAGUGGCAGAGUCCUGCGGAGCCCUGUGUCCUGCGCCAGUGCCAGGAAGGCGUUGUCACCGAGUCUGAGGUGCGGUGUGUUGUGCAUUGUAGAAAUCCCUCCAAGCAUCUGGGAACGUGCUGCCCCACGUGUCCAGGCUGUGUGUUUGAGGGUGUGCAGUACCAAGAAGGGGAGGACUUUCAGCCCGAAGGAGACAAGUGCACCAAGUGUUCCUGCAUUGGAGGCAGGACACAGUGCGUGCGCGAGGUCUGUCCCAUUCUCUCCUGUCCUCAGCACCUUAGCCACGUUCCCCCGGGACAGUGCUGCCCCAAAUGUUUGGGUCAGAGGAAAGUGUUUGACCUCCCGUUUGGAAGCUGCCUCUUUCGCAGUGAUGUUUAUGACAAUGGAUCCUCGUUUCUGUACGACGACUGCACGGCGUGCACCUGCAGGGACUCCACUGUGGUGUGUAGGAAGAAGUGCUCCCGGGCUGGCGGCUGCGACAAGGGCGAGGAGGCCUGCUGUGAGGAGUGCCUCCUACACGUGCCCCCGGAAGACACCAAAGUGUGCAAGUUUGGCAACAAGAUUUUUCGGGACGGAGAGAUGUGGUCCUCCGUGAACUGCACCAUCUGUGCUUGUGUGAAAGGCAGGACCGAGUGCCGCAAGAAGCAGUGCGCCCCCAUCAGCAGCUGCCCGCAGGGUAAAAUUCUCAACCGAAAAGGAUGCUGUCCUAUUUGCACUGAAAAGCCCGGCGUUUGCACGGUAUUCGGAGAUCCCCACUACAACACUUUUGACGGACGGACAUUUAACUUUCAGGGGACGUGUCAGUACGUUUUGACGAAAGACUGCUCCUCCCCUGCCUCGCCCUUCCAGGUGCUGGUGAAGAACGACGCCCGCAGGACCCGCUCCUUCUCCUGGACCAAGUCGGUGGACCUGGUGCUGGGCGCGGGCACCGUGAGCCUCCAGCAGCACCUGACCGUGCGCUGGAACGGCUCGCGCAUCGCGCUGCCCUGGCGGGCGCCGCACUUCCACAUCGACCUGGACGGCUACCUCCUGAAAGUGACGACCAAAGCAGGUUUGGAAAUAUCCUGGGAUGGAGACAGUUUUGUAGAAGUCAUGGCUGCCCCUCAUCUCAAGGGCAAACUUUGUGGUCUCUGUGGCAACUACAAUGGACAUAAGCGUGAUGACUUAAUUGGUGGAGAUGGAAACUUCAAGUUUGAUGUGGAUGACUUUGCUGAGUCCUGGAGGGUGGAGUCCAAUGAGUUCUGCAACAGACCCCGCAGAAAGCCAGUGCCUGAACUGUGUCAAGGGACCGUGAAGGUAAAGCUCCGAGCCCAUCGAGAAUGCCAGAAACUCAAGUCCUGGGAGUUUCAGACCUGCCACUCAACAGUGGACUAUGCUACUUUCUACCGGUCCUGUGUGACAGACAUGUGUGAGUGUCCAGUCCAUAAAAACUGUUACUGCGAGUCAUUCCUGGCAUACACCCGGGCCUGCCAGCGCGAGGGCGUCGGCGUCCACUGGGAGCCCCAGCAGAGCUGUGCAGCCACCCAGUGUAAGCACGGGGCUGUGUACGACACCUGCGGCCCAGGAUGUGUCAAGACCUGUGACAACUGGAAUGAAAUUGGUCCGUGCAAUAAGCCGUGCAUUGCGGGCUGCCACUGUCCCGCCAACCUGGUCCUUCACCGGGGAAGGUGCAUCAAGCCAGUCCUUUGUCCUCAGCGGUGACCUCUGUUCAGCAGCUAAAGACUUUGAAACCUGGUGUCCUUGACACUGGCAUGUCAGAGCCAGUGAGGGACUACUGUGUUCGUGUGCCCUCCUGCACACACACACACGGAGUAUAUACGUGUACAUAUAUAGAUAUAGAGAUAUAUUCAGAAACAUUUCGUCAUUUAUAUAAACUACAGGUGGAUUAUUAUAUGUAUAUUUUUUGCUAUAAGACAUGUAUUAUUUCUAGAAUCCUAAUCUGUAAGCCAUUGGACACAUUGUAUAAAUAAACCAGGUGUUUUUAAUUUAAUAAGGCAGCAUGCGGACAUCUUGGAUGGCUUUAACAUCACAUACGUUGUCAUUUAGAAGGAAGUUUUUCUAAAAAAAAAAAAUCCUCAGUUGCCUGCCUGCAUUAAUUUUAGCUUUGAAUCGGGAUUUGCAGCUGAGUGAGAAGUGUGUUUCUCUGGAGAAGGGCAGCUCUAUCCAGGGGUGUUUCAUGAUUGCAGAGAAAGGAAUGUUUGCCGGAAAGAGACGGCUGCUGAUUGGUGACAGGCCCUAAUGGUGCGUGGAAAGCAAGGCCUAGGUUCUUCGACGUUAUUGGGUCAUGAUCUGGUAUGAUUUGCCAAACUGAUUGGCAGGUCGCCAAGAAAUAUAUAUUUGUUACUGGAGCAUAACCAAAGAAUCAAAUGGUUUCUUACCAUCUUUAUAUAUUCUCAGAGUCUCCUAAUUGUAUAAGUGUGUGUGUGGUGGAUGCAUCUACUUGUAUGUCACACAUAGAGAUUAAGGAGUGUCUGGGUGACAUGUUAGUUUUAUUGGGCAUGAGCAAAUAUUUGGAGACACUUGCACAGCAUAAGAAAAACUAUCCAUUUCUCUGAAUCUCAGAACAAUUUAGGAUGGGCAAAUCCAAUGAGUCGAUGUAAGCCAUCUCCAUGUUGUGACUGUUCCAUUUAUAAAGUGAAAGCCUUUAAUUAUUUAUAGAGGAUUCCCAGUUCAGUGCUAUUUGGUGACUGUUAACACGUCGUAAUUAUUAGACAGAAAGAAAGCCUUUACUGAUCUGUCGAUUUAACAUUAGUCCAAAUGAAGAAUGGUCUAUAUACUUGCUCUACUAUCCUGAUAGGGUAAUGUUAGUCACCAUGUGAUUUUUCCUGACUUGUUUUCAGCUGCAUAAGUGGAAAUGUCAACAAAACAAAACCCACUGAUGUCUAAAAAUAAACAUGUUUUGCAUUGUAGUGAA